Ricinus communis (castor bean) is the source of this 2351-nucleotide messenger RNA. RefSeq names its product ABC transporter G family member 26. Bases 96 to 2159 code for a protein of 687 amino acids. The record is from RefSeq and is a predicted model, not a curated record. Gene Ontology annotation, molecular function: ATP hydrolysis activity; ABC-type transporter activity; ATP binding. The transcript has 10 exons. Gene Ontology annotation, cellular component: membrane. Lineage: Eukaryota; Viridiplantae; Streptophyta; Magnoliopsida; Malpighiales; Euphorbiaceae.
GCAAUGAAAAGCAUGUGUCCAACCAACUAAAACCUUUCCUGAAUAAAUAGGCAGGCAUUUGGUCUAUCACAGUUAAUUCACUUACAUUGCAGGAAAUGGAGAUUAGAAAAGAGGAUGAAAUUGAGGACAUGUCGGUACUGUCUCCUCCAACAAUGAGGUCUAUGCAUAUUGCAGGAAGUAGUGGUUUUGGUCACAGCAUAGAGUAUAUGUCUCAAGCCUACCUUAGGAAUAGGUACUCAGGAAUUGAUAUAGAGGAAUAUAGCUUGAAUAUGAAUCAAGAUCGCCCACUUCCUAUUUUUCUCAAGUUUGAAGAUGUGGAGUAUAGAGUGAGGAAUAGCCAAGCUUCCUCUGCCAAUCCUGUGAAGGCAGUAGUCUCAAAGGUAGCCUCGCAGCUGCACUUGGAGCAAGAUAAUUACAAGAAAAUCUUGAAGGGUAUUACAGGAAGCAUUGGCCCUGGUGAAAUUCUUGCGCUAAUGGGUCCUUCUGGUAGUGGUAAAACAACCUUGUUAAAGAUAAUUGGAGGAAGAUUAACAGACAAUGUUAAAGGAAGCAUUACUUACAAUGACAUUCCUUAUAAUGCAGCCCUCAAGAGAAGGAUUGGAUUUGUGACACAGGAUGAUGUGCUAUUCCCACAACUUACGGUGGAAGAAACUCUGGUCUUUGCUGCAUUCUUAAGACUUCCUGAAAACAUGAGCCGACAACAGAAAUAUGCAAGAGUUGACAUCAUCGUAAAGGAGCUAGGCCUUGAAAGGUGUCGUCACACAAGAAUUGGAGGAGGAUUCAUCAAGGGAAUAUCAGGUGGAGAAAGAAAAAGAACCAGCAUUGGCUAUGAAAUUCUUGUUGAUCCUUCAUUAUUGCUGCUUGAUGAACCAACCUCAGGCCUUGAUUCUACUUCAGCAAAUAGACUUCUUCAGGUUCUUCAAGGACUAGCAAAGGCAGGAAGGACAGUAAUUACGACAAUCCAUCAGCCUUCAAGCAGAAUGUUUCACAUGUUUGACAAACUUCUGCUGAUAUCAGAAGGCUACCCUGUGUACUAUGGGAAGGCUAGGGAUUCUAUGGAGUAUUUUUCUUCGUUAAGCUUCAUUCCUGAAAUUACAAUGAACCCUGCAGAGUUCUUGAUCGAUUUAGCAACCGGACAAGUGAAUGACAUAAGUGUGCCUCAAGAUCUAUCAGCACCUCCUGGAGCUCCUGAUUCUGACAAGGCAGUAAUUAAAUACCUUCAACUCAAAUACAAAACUGAAAUCGAGCCAAGAGAUAAAGAGAAUCACCGGCUUGCAACAGCACCUGAGCAUCUGCAAUUGGCAAUUCAAGUUAAGAAAGAUUGGACACUGAGUUGGUGGGCACAAUUUAUGAUAAUUUUCAAGAGAACAUACAGAGAAAGAUGUAGAGAUUAUUUUGACAAGCUAAGACUAGUUCAAGCAGUUGGAGUUGCACUCUUAUUAGGCCUUCUUUGGUGGAAGUCUCAAACAGGAACCGAGGCUCAAUUAAGAGAUCAAGUUGGCUUAAUGUUCUACAUAUGCAUUUUCUGGACAUCCUCAUCAAUCUUUGGAGCAGUAUAUGUGUUUCCAUUUGAGAAAAUAUAUUUGGUUAAAGAAAGGAAAGCAGACAUGUACAGAUUAAGUGUGUACUAUGUUUGCAGCACUCUCUGUGACAUGAUGGCUCAUGUGUUCUAUCCUACAUUUUUCAUGGUCGUAGUCUACUUCAUGGCGGGUUUUAAGAGGACAAUCCCUUGCUUCUUCUUCACAUUGUUUACCAUUCUAUUGAUAGCUGUUACCAGCCAAGGUGCAGGAGAACUAUUUGGAGCUGCAAGUUUGAGCAUCAAAAGAGCAGGAAUGUUUGCUUCUUUGAUUUUAAUGUUGUUUCUUCUCACUGGAGGCUACUAUGUCCAGCAUAUACCGAAAUUCAUGCAAUGGUUGAAGUACUUAUCUUUUAUGUACUACGGGUUUAGGCUUCUUCUGAAAGUUCAGUACGACGGAGAAGAGUUAUAUGAAUGUGGAAGCAAAGGAGGAUGCCGGCCUCUGCAGACUUCGCCGUCGUUUGACACGGUGAACUUGAAAGGUGGAUUGGAAGAAGUGUGGGUGCUACUAGCCAUGGCUCUGGGAUACAGGAUUAUUGCUUACUUCUGUCUUCGCAGGAGGAUUCAUGUAUGCCAUCUCUGAGCUGAUGAUACUUUUUGGAAAUAAAAAUUGACUUGAAAACAAAUGAAGAAAAUUCAUAUUUUUAUUAGUUAAGGAAUUAAGACAAGAGCAAAUCAAGAUUUGUAUGACUGAGUAAGAACAAAAGCUGUAAAUUAUGAAUACAACAAACCUUGCCUGAACUCAUCUGUUCAGGAAAGUGCAACAUCUUUUUAA